AUGCUCCGCCGAACACUUCUCACUCCGGCCCGGAUACGUCCGUUCUCUUCAUUAACAACAUCGACAGCGACUCGUACUCCUUCCUUGUCGUUAUCCGUUCAACCUUCGAAAUUAUUACAAAGAUCACAGGCGGCUCCGUUACAAUGGCGAAACGCCACUGUUCUGUCACGAUGGUCGUCGACUGAAGCUUCUGCUGCCGAGAAAUCGGCUACUGCUACUGCUGAGGGUGCAAAGGCCGAAACAUCGGCUGGAAAUGGAGAUGCCGCUGCUGCUGCUGCCGCUCAUGCUAAAGAGUUGGAAGCUAAGGCUAAGGAAGUUGCUGAUUUGAAGGACAAAUACCUCCGAUCCGUCGCCGACUUCCGGAAUCUUCAAGACCGUACCGCCCGUGAAGUCAAAUCUGCAAAAGACUUUGCCAUCCAAAAGUUUGCCAAGGAUUUACUCGAAUCGAUCGAUAACCUCGACCGAGCAUUGAUUGCCCAACCUGGGAAUACUUCUGCCGAUCCAGCUGCAGACUAUAAGAACCUUCACGACGGCUUGAAGAUGGUGGAAACCGUCUUGAUGGGCACUCUUAAGAGACAUGGAUUGGAGAGAUUCGAUCCUAUCGGUGAGAAGUUCAAUCCUAAUAUGCAUGAGGCGACUUUCGAGGCGCCCAUGGAAGGAAAGGAACCUGGUACCGUUUUCCACGUCCAGAGCAAGGGAUUCUCGUUGAACGGGAGAGUCUUGAGGGCAGCACAAGUCGGUGUCGUUAGGGCCUAA
Molecule: messenger RNA, 756 nt
Organism: Orbilia oligospora ATCC 24927
Lineage: Eukaryota; Fungi; Ascomycota; Orbiliomycetes; Orbiliales; Orbiliaceae
Exons: 3
Coding region: 1-756 (251 amino acids)
Biological process (GO): protein folding; protein import into mitochondrial matrix
Cellular component (GO): PAM complex, Tim23 associated import motor
Molecular function (GO): protein homodimerization activity; adenyl-nucleotide exchange factor activity; protein-folding chaperone binding
Source: RefSeq, a predicted model, not a curated record